Molecule: messenger RNA, 1199 nt
Organism: Cucumis sativus (cucumber)
Lineage: Eukaryota; Viridiplantae; Streptophyta; Magnoliopsida; Cucurbitales; Cucurbitaceae
Product: homeobox-leucine zipper protein HAT5
Exons: 2
Coding region: 331-1095 (254 amino acids)
Biological process (GO): positive regulation of DNA-templated transcription
Cellular component (GO): nucleus
Molecular function (GO): DNA-binding transcription factor activity, RNA polymerase II-specific; sequence-specific DNA binding
Source: RefSeq, a predicted model, not a curated record
UGUUUUCUUUUAGACAGCAAAAAUUCAAAUCUCUCUCUCAUCUUCUCUCUUCCUGUCUAUGUCUAUAAGCAAACCCAAUUCACCAAACUUCUUCUUCAACUUCAACUUUUUUCUCCAUCUUUGUCCUUUACGUUUUUGCAUCAAUUUAUAUAUAAUUUGCAUUACUUCAUGAAUCCCAUCUCUCUCCACCUCUGAAACUUUCAACAUUACCACACCACUCCACACACAAUUCUACAUUUUUCUCACUUGUUCAACCGAAAAAAAAAACAGCUAAAAGGCUUGGAUUUUUCACCCUCGUUUGAGAAUCCCACAUGAACCCAUUUCUCAAUUAUGGAUUCUGAAACAACCCAUUUUCUAUCAAAACCUGAAGCUUCUUCUCUCCCCUGUUUCUGGGUCUCUGAUUCUUGCUCUUCCAUGAAAGGAGAAGGAACGACUCUUGGUGGGAAGAAAAGAAGGCUCUCAGUUGAUCAAGUUCGGUUGCUUGAGAAGAAUUUUAAUGAUGAGAAUAAGCUUGAACAUGAGAGGAAAGUUCAAAUUGCUGAGGAGAUUGGGUUGAGGCCUCGUCAAGUUGCGGUUUGGUUUCAGAAUCGAAGGGCUCGAUCAAAGAUGAAAAGAAUUGAGAGUGAUUAUGAAUGUUUGAGUGCUGAAUAUGAUAAGCUUAAGAGUGAUUUUGACAGUCUUCUUAAUAUGAAUCAUGAACUCAAAGCAGAGGUUGAUCAACUAAGAACAACAUGGGCUGCUGUUGAGAAGAUGAAGAAUCAUUUUGAACCAGUCGGAGUUGAAGCCAUGGAUUCAUCAGUCACAAAACUUGAAAAAGCAAACGCAAAGACAAUGGGUGAAAUUUUGUAUAAAGUUCAAAUGGGUUCAUCGAGACAUGAAGAAGGUAGCCUGAGUUCAAGCAAAAGUGAUGGUUUUUAUUCUGAAAGCCCCACAAGGGAUAACCAAUCAAAGUCAGCCAAUUUCUUGCAAGAUGAAGAAGAUGAGUUAGGUUGCUUAGGGAAACUAGAAGAUGAACUUUCUGCCAAUGAGCUCAUGAAUUCCUUUAACAUUCUUAGUAGUGCAGUUGAAAAUCAAUCUUUCUGCUUUUGGUCUUAGUAGAUAUCGAGUAUAAUAAUUCUCAGUAAAAUGUUCGAAUCUACUGAAGAUUAGAAAUAAAAGAGUGGAAGUGAUCAUGAGUAUGACUUCUUCAUUUACUGUCA